UUCUGUUCUAUUUGCCUGUUGCGGUAUGCAGAAGGGUGAAUUUUCAUAAAUUUUAAGAAACAAAUCUUAAACUGGCUUUGCCUUUGACAUAUACACGCUGUUGUUCUUGUUCAAGAACGGUUAUAUUGUGAUUUAGUUUAUUUCAAACUGCGGUAUUAAUAUUUUAAAAGUAGGUUAGUAGGGUUAGAAUAAUUGUACUCAAGAUGGCAAAUCCUUUCCUCGGUGCAAAUGUCUCAAUUAAAUGUUUUGAUGGACUUGGUGUGUAUCAAGGUUCAGUUUUAGAUGUUAAUUCUGAGAAUCAAUCCAUUUGUUUAGGAAAGCCGUUUAAAAAUGGUUUUGCCUGCACUGAGCCUCAAAUUGUAUUAAGUGCUCACAUCAUCGAGAGUAUCAAGAUAGUCGAGAAUAUAGACGAGCCAGAUGCCUCAGUCGCCAGUACAAUUGUAGUUCCCAAACCUGUGCCCAAACGCGCACACAGGCCUGUGAGUGAAAACAUCGCUCAUUUCAAACCAAACGUAAACACAACACCGAACAAGCAGUUUGCUAAACCUGCGCCUAAAUUGAGUGAAUCUCCCAGGAAAGCUUUGAAUGAUGCUGAUACAUUUCAAAGUGCCUUGUUUGCCAACAGCAACAAGAAAAACCCUCGGCACAAAUGGACGGAAAGAGACGAGGCUUGCUUUGGCGAAUCGAUAAAACCUCAUCAAAUGAUGAAAGAAUUUGACUUUGAGAAAAACCUAGCGUUGUUCAACAAAAAGGCCGUCUUUGAGGAGAUAAACGCCAAUCAGAGGCCAGAUGUUGUGAAACAGACUGACCGACCUAACCGCAACUAUAAAAUUGAAGAGGUCCAGUCUCGCUUCCGUCAGAUCGCUGUUCCUCAGACGUACUACAAGGAGUAUAUCACUGAUGAGGGGAUGGUAGUGCCCAGCCUGACUCCCAGUUUACUCUCGCAGCUGUUGGUAGCCAUGGAGGAGGCGGAGCUAACGUUCCCUCGUCAGGCAGAGCUGAUGGGACGGGCUGUAGCGGAGGUGUCAAUACCCUUACUCGGCGGACCUCACAGAUUGAACCCUGUGAACAGCCAGCAGUGUCCGGUGGUGGUGGUACUAGCCGGUUCUCACAGGCCCGGCGCACUGGCUGUUAACAGCGCCAGGCAGCUGGCUACCCAGGGCGUGGACACCAUGGUGUUCCUCAGCCAUCCUACGCUGUAUGACGAGAACGUCAACAGGGAACUCAACCUGUACAGACUCACGGGGCAGAAAAUCACUGACAAUGUCAACGAGCUGCCAACCUCCAACGUAGACCUGGUGAUUGUGGGACUAGCGGAUGAGAGGACAGUUAAGAUACCCCGGCCCAUCGUCUCGUGGGCUAGUGAUAGCAAGAGUGUCAUGUUGGCUAUUGAGCCUCCGGGAUCCGGCACUCCGGGAAUUCCUGUCAAACACUCCCUGAUGUCCGGACUGCCGGUUGCACACUGCCAGGACAACGGCAACCUGUUCCUAGUCAACCUGGCAGUACCUCAGAUGGUCUUCACCCGAUUGAACAUCCGCUACCGAUCUCCAUUUGGCUCAAAAUUUGUGAUUCCUCUUCACCCAAAAGAAUGAAGACGUCCUUGGCCCUAAGGAGUCGGGCUUUAAAAUUUGACUUCAGUAUAGUUCAUACCACGAAUACUAGAAAAAACCCAGUAUGGAUCACAAACAUAAACAAAUGACGUUUUUGGCCCGAAUCCUAUACUAAUAGCGGUUUAGACAGUUCCAUUUAAACAAUUUUAAAUAAUGUUUUACUUUCGGGCCAAAAACGUCAUUUGUUUAUGUUUAUGAUCCAUACCGGAUCUUUUCUAGUAAUCGUGGGUCAUAUAGGCCUGAGAUAUAAGGCUAAAAUUUGACUACAACCUUACUAUGGUUGGAAAUUAAACUUCUUCGUAAGAAACUAAUAAUACUCUAAUUUUUUAGGUGAUGAUAUUUACACAAAAGGUUAUUUAUUGUAGUUUUGUGAGUCCAUAUGACAAUUUGUUUGAGAAAUAACAAGUCACUUGUACAUAAAUGGUUCUGUAAUGUUAAGUAGCAGCUUCGGAUGAAUAUUAAAUAAUAAACGUGGUAAAAAUGUAAUUCAAUCACUAUGUCUGAAUGUAACUGGCGUAUUUUAUCACAAAGUUUUAUUUUAUCUCGAAAAACAAUCAUUGUCUAUUUAAAAUGUGACUAAAAUUAUAUACAUAUAUAUUUUUAUUUUUUUAUUAAAUGUUGGUGCAUGUAAUACUUGUGGAGUUGUGUUAACUGGUUUGUAGAUAAAUUAUUUUGUGUAAAUUGUUUUUGUCUUAAGUGUUUGUAAUCAAGUAAAUAAUAUGGAUCUAAUAUACUAUAAGUUACACAUUUUGAAAGAGCUUCUAAACGUGCAGUUGAAAUAUUGUGGGAUAGUAAGCUAUUAACGCUCUAGGAGUUGAUCAAAAUGAUAUUCUGUUAUAUUCUGUAUAAACAUUUAACCAUGGGUAUAACGGAAGAACAGUCCAUUUAGAUGUUUUAGGAUGAAAAUAUUCCUUUGCAGCAAACCUGUUGACUAAGCGAAUUUUCAUUUGUCAGAGUAAGAUAAGAUAAAGGUUAGUCUUGAUAUUAAUUUUAAUUGGUGUGUCGGUGUGUGUAUGAAUAUAUUUUGGAUAACAAAUUGUAUAGAGUACAAAAUGUACCAUGGUACAAAUCUUUUUUAUAAAAAAAUUAAAAUGUUGAAGCAAGUUUGUAAAACAGCUGAUUGUGAUAACAAGUAGGGAAUUGUGAAACAAUACUUUUAUUUUUGAGUCGAUUUGUUAUGUUAUUUUGAAAAUGUUUUUGGGUUAUAUUUUGUUGUGUAAAAAAUUAUUUGUUUCGGUUGUAACUAUGUUAAGACUAGUUUUUGAGGUUGAUUAAGGUUAGGUGUUAGUGAAAAUAAUAUUGAAUAGUCCGAUCUCAACACAUUUAUAUCUACUGUAUAGCUUACUUUUAUAGUAUAAGAAAUUAAUUAUUUUUUUUACAAUUUAAAUAUUCCUGUAUUUCGGUAGUUUGUCCAUGUCCAGACUGCUUUAGAUUAGACCAACAAUAUUGUAAUUUUUAUGUCUAGCGAUAGCUUUAAGCAGAUAAACACUAAACAGACAGUUAACUAUUAUGGCAAUUAUAUAAAAUAUUUUUAAUAUAAUUGAUUGGAAUUCAUUGAGUUAUUCAUUCUCCAUAGCUGGAAAUUGAAUUCUGGUCAAAGUUUCAUUCUACAGUAGGUCCUUACAAAGGACAAUAAACAAUUGAAAUUUAUUCAGUUCUGCUAUUUUGAAAUGUUAAUGAAAGAAAAACUAUUUAAAAGUAAUCCCUUAUCACUACAAAGUGGGAAUUGGAUUUAAAUUAUUCCUAAAACUACAAUUUAUGAUCAGAACCUUUAGCUGUAAUAAAUUUCAAUUAUUUAAAAAGCAAUCAGAAUAGAUCAUGUUAAUUUAUUCAAAUGAUUGUAAAAUGGUUUAAAAAGAAAAAAAACAUGAAAACAAUUUAUUUGAUCAAGCUGGAAUUUAAUUUUGAGAGUUACUUAAAUCCUCUAAAGUAAAAAAACACUAAAUCAGCCAGUUUAUUUCUGAUCACAUUGACAGAAUAGGUUGAUGAAAACAAAUAGCUUGUCAUUGUUUGCUUAUUGACUUUAAGUACUCAGCUUAACACCCUUCUUACCUAAUCUACCACCUUUUUGUAUUUGUAUAGUAUGUAACAAAAUACUUUUCCCAAAAAUUUUAGUACAUAUUAUUAUUGAGUUAUAACAUUAUUU
This is a messenger RNA of Macrosteles quadrilineatus (aster leafhopper), 3756 nucleotides long. Its product is annotated as enhancer of mRNA-decapping protein 3-like. Gene Ontology annotation, biological process: deadenylation-independent decapping of nuclear-transcribed mRNA; P-body assembly. The coding region runs from base 204 to 1592 and encodes 462 amino acids. NCBI's taxonomy places the organism in Eukaryota, Metazoa, Arthropoda, Insecta, Hemiptera, Cicadellidae. Gene Ontology annotation, molecular function: mRNA binding. The record is from RefSeq and is a predicted model, not a curated record. The transcript has 8 exons. Gene Ontology annotation, cellular component: P-body.